AUGCCCUCUUCACCCGUGUCACCAGCUACUGCUACCUCGCCGAGCGAGACUGUGUCACAGCAAAUAUCUACUCAAGCAUCUUCUCCGACUGAAAUCUUUACGGACAUGUCGAACCAACCGGAUGGAGACCUCAAAGAAGACAAUGUGGAGCAGAAGAAUGCAGAAGAUGAGGAUGACAUGGAGGACAUGGAUGGCAAAGCCAAGGCCUUGACAAAUCUCCUGAAGACAAGUUCUGUCUUCGUUGCGAUUAUGGCAGAUAAAAUGAAGGAACAACAGCGCCAGCAGCGAGAACAAGCCCAAAGAGAAGCAACAAAAGCACGCACCACGAAAGGGAAGCAAGAGGUUGCGAAAGUAGAGCCACGAAGGUCAACGCGAGCUCAUGACGAUGGGAAGGACAGCCAUCAGUCUAGAGCCAAGCAGAAAGAAGAUCGCGGAUCCGAGCCAAAGCCAGCAUCUACACGUGGCAGAGGACGACCCCAGAAGAACGCGAAAGCAAACAAACAUGGUGUAGGCAUUGCACAAUUCUUCAACAAGGACGACAUUCCAGUGGAAGAAGAUGGUCCUACAGUUCAGGAAGCAUUGGCGCAAGCAGCGGACGAAUACGAUGCCAAACCUGAAGGCCUCGGGGCCCAAGAGUUGGUAGCGACUCAACAACCAGAACUGGUCACGGGAGGCCAAAUGCGGGAAUACCAGCUGGAAGGCUUAGAAUGGCUGAAGUCACUAUGGAUGAACGGACUUUGUGGCAUUCUUGCCGACGAGAUGGGACUUGGCAAGACCAUUCAAGCUAUAUCACUGAUCGCUUUCUUCAAAGAGAAGAAUAUCUCGGGACCAUUCCUAAUCGCAGCGCCGCUCAGUACAGUCAACAACUGGAUCGACGAGUUCACUCGCUGGACGCCAGCAAUUAACACCGUUCUGUAUCAUGGCUCGAAGGAAGAUCGUGCUGACAUACGUCGGAAGAAAAUGAAGAUGCAAGACCAAAAGAAGUUCGAGUUUCCGGUGGUUGUGACAAGCUACGAGAUUUGUAUGAAUGAUCGCAAAUAUCUAGCCAAUUACCAAUGGCGAUACAUCAUAGUGGACGAAGGACAUCGUCUGAAGAACAUGAAUUGCAGGCUCAUCAAGGAACUCCUGACAUAUAACUCAGCAAAUCGCCUUCUCAUUACUGGUACUCCUCUCCAGAAUAACAUUGCCGAACUGUGGUCUCUACUCCAUUUUCUACUUCCAGAGGUCUUCAAUGACCUCAGCAGCUUCGAAUCAUGGUUCGAUUUCUCUACAGUUCUCGAGGACAAGGCCUCCGACGGUCGAGGUGAGAAGCAGAAAGGGAAGCUCGUUUCGACGAUGCACGCUAUUUUGAAGCCUUUCCUUCUCCGACGAGUCAAAACCGACGUAGAAUCCUCGCUCCCGAAGAAGCGUGAGUAUAUCCUCUACGCACCUUUGACUACCGAGCAAAAAGAACUCUACCGCGAGAUUCUGGCUGGCACCAGCCGUAACUACCUGGAAGGCAAAGCAGUUGAAAGAAUCGAAGCCAAAUCUCGUACUGCAUCCCUUAAACGAAAGGCAAACGAUAGUGGUCGCUCCACUCCCGCCAAAAGCAUCAAGACAAGCCGAGCAUCCACUCCUGCCUCCACCAUAUCAACCACAGGAUCCGUCCGUCGGGGUCGUAAAGGUAGGCAAUCCUACAGAGACAUCACUGACCGCGAAUUUAACGCCAAACUCCGCCGGCUUGAAAACGGUGAUGAGAAUCCCUCCGACAAUGAAGCCUCAUCCCACAAGAUUUCCUCGAGCGAGGAACUCGAAAUCACCCGCGCCGCAAACCUCAGACUCGCAAAGAAGGAAAUCUCAACCAAGAAACUCCAAAACCCCGUCAUGCAAGCCCGGCUGGCCUGUAACUCCCCUCACAACUUCUAUUGGCCAUGGGGACCGCAAGCCUUGUCUACCGAUGAUGACGACGACGCAGAGAAUCCCUCCCCUCCCGUAGACGAAACGCUAGUAACCGCCUCCGGCAAACUCCUCCUCCUCGACCGUCUCCUCCCGCACCUACUAAGCCUCGGCCACAAAAUCCUAAUCUUCUCCCAGUUCAAAACCACGCUCAACAUCAUCGAAACCUACUGCUCAGCCCUGCGUUCAUACCCUUGCUGCCGCAUCGACGGCUCCAUCAGCCAGUCCGAGCGAGCGGCGCAGAUCAAAGCCUUCAACACCGACCCCUCCACCAAACUGUUUCUCCUAUCCACCCGCGCCGGCGGCCAGGGCAUCAACCUCGUCAACCCGCAGCAGGAUCUGCAGGCCAUGGAUCGCGCGCACCGCAUCGGCCAGACGAGGCCGGUGAUUGUGUACCGCUUUGCGACCCGGGGCACGGUCGAGGAGGUGCUGUUGGGCAAGGCGGACGCGAAGCGGAGGCUCGAGAAGCUGGUCAUCCAACGCGGGAAGUUCAGGAGCCUGCUGGAUGGGCUGGAUGCUCGGAAGGGGACGCUGAAAGACGAAGACGAACUAAAAGGCGUCUUAGGCGACCUGGAGGAGUUUGAGAAAUUCGACACCGCUACCUCCGCUUCGACGACGGAUGGAGUCGGCAAUGCGACGGAGAGGGCCGUGCCAGAGAUUCUAUCCGAGGAGGAUCUGAGAGUGUUGACGGAUCGCUCCGAGGCGGCGUAUGAGCGGGCAGAGAAGGGCAUGGAGAUCGAAGGCAAGAGUGGAGUGUUCAAGGUGGCCGAGACGAGGAGGGAGGGGGAGCAGGUGCUGGGCGAGAUGAGUACGAAAUGA
Messenger RNA from Endocarpon pusillum Z07020, 2754 nucleotides. RefSeq lists its product as uncharacterized. Gene Ontology annotation, biological process: DNA methylation-dependent constitutive heterochromatin formation; lymphocyte proliferation; negative regulation of gene expression via chromosomal CpG island methylation. The coding region runs from base 1 to 2754 and encodes 917 amino acids. The transcript has 2 exons. The record is from RefSeq and is a predicted model, not a curated record. Gene Ontology annotation, cellular component: nucleus; pericentric heterochromatin. Gene Ontology annotation, molecular function: chromatin binding; ATP binding; ATP-dependent chromatin remodeler activity. NCBI's taxonomy places the organism in Eukaryota, Fungi, Ascomycota, Eurotiomycetes, Verrucariales, Verrucariaceae.